This is a messenger RNA of Histoplasma mississippiense, 1266 nucleotides long. RefSeq lists its product with no specific name. NCBI's taxonomy places the organism in Eukaryota, Fungi, Ascomycota, Eurotiomycetes, Onygenales, Ajellomycetaceae. The record is from RefSeq and is a predicted model, not a curated record. The coding region runs from base 1 to 1266 and encodes 421 amino acids. The transcript is spliced from 5 exons.
AUGUUCCUAGAUCCUUCCAACAAGGCCCCACAAAGCGCGAAACGCUCUUUUGUCGUACAGAACGAUAUCAAGGGGAUGGAUGGCAAUAGUCAACAACGAAAGAAGUAUGACCCUUCUAGCUACCAAACAGGCUCUGGCGCUGGGCCAUAUCCUAUUCGCAAUUUGUCUGGAAGCUCUUCGGAGCGCUUUAGACAACAGCAACAGCCGGAACCAGCUGGAGGACCUGGUACUGAUGAAGUAAUAUCUCAAGACCGGACUUCUUCAGUCUCGGCCUAUGGUAGUUAUGGAUAUACAGAAUCACUGCCUUACAAUACACCGCCGCUACAGGGCGGGACUUUGCAAAGUGGAGGGAUACAAUACCAGUCGAAUUUUGCCUCUACUGCUGCCAGAAACCAGCAUCCUAACCAACAACAGCAGCGGUUAUCACAAUAUGAGGGCGAUAUGGUUUAUGGUAUCACCCCUCAAGUCCAGCCAGCGUCUCAGUAUGAAGGGGUGUCACACUACCAACCACGACAUUCUGCCGCUAUCGAAGUGCUAGCAACUCAAUUUGGUGUUCCACAGUAUUUCCAAGAGGGAGAACCAGCAGUUGCAGGAGGAUCUGAUAAGUACUUAACUGUUUCCCAAGCUCAGACCACGCCGUAUUCACAACCGGCUGCUCUUCCGCGUGCAUCUACGGCAUCGGCAUUGCCCGAAAUUAUGGCUGGCCUCCCCGCUUCCACAGCUUCUGAUGGCCUCGAACAUUCGGAAUUUCCUCGUCAAUCAUCUCGUUUCGAUGAUGCCUAUAUCCAAUACCAACGAGCCCUCAGAGAGACAUUCGAAAGUACCCGAUCUGGCAGAUUGCUAGAUGCAAGUCAAUCAUUAUUGGAGAUAUCAGAGUGGCUUCUGGGGAAUGCGACCGAACUUGGGCUCGCUCGCGACGAGGAAGAAUUGCACUCGGACCGAUUAAAAAUGUGGAAUGAGUUUAAUAUUUGCUGGCUUGCGGUAUGCCAGAAACAAAAGGAUAUGACUCAGGAGAUGUUAGAGUCCCGAUCCGGUACUAGCCCACCAAGCCUUCUCACAGAAGAGACCCUAAACAAGAUGGGAAGAGAACUGGUUCGCUUAUGUGAUCGAAUGGAGCAGCAUGGGCUGGUAGAUUACCAGAUGGGUGUAUGGGAGGAAGAAAUUUUAAGCGUCCUAGGCCAAUGUCUUGACCUCCUCGAAGGAAACGAGAACACUCCUGCGGCAGGAAGUUCCUCCAGAACAACUACUUCCGUCGCUCCACGAUGA